Molecule: messenger RNA, 779 nt
Organism: Didymella exigua CBS 183.55
Lineage: Eukaryota; Fungi; Ascomycota; Dothideomycetes; Pleosporales; Didymellaceae
Exons: 1
Source: RefSeq, a predicted model, not a curated record
UUUAUGGACCAUAAUACUCCCAUGAGGUAUCAUCGUCAAAGCUGGAUGCGGAAAACUGUCCUUUGUGCCUUACAUUACGCUCUUUGCUCGGAAUACAGACUUCCUUUUGUCCUUGACAAUACCCAUCACUUUUUGCGCUGUCCGCGAUCCCACGAUGGAAGUCUCCUUGCAAAUAUACGAAACGCUCCCGCAAUCUUCAUCUUCACUUUGAACAAACGAGUCUGCUUUGUCUUCGACUUCCAGUAUUGUCGACCUCCGGCGGUCUGCAUAUGCGUAUCGUCUCCAAAGUCUACUUCUCCCGCCCGCGUCUUUGCAUCGUCAAAGAUGGACUCUGUUGUGGUAUUGUACAUGCACCCAGGGCAAGGCGACGUAGACCGAAGUGGUGGCGUGUCUGUGCGAGGCUUUCUCCGAUCGGCAGGCGAACUGAUAGCGACAUUCAUCACCUCGAUGCUGCCCUCGUCCCCAUUUUUCCCUCGUGAGUGGACCUCAUCGAGCUCAUUGAAUUUUGGUCGCGACUUGUCGAUGAACUGUGCAGCAUGCGAGGCGUCGAUACCUGAGUUUGGAUCUUGCCCGGAAACAGAGAUGAGAUCGUUUUUACUGGGGACGACGACCUUUGCGGGUGUGUUGAAUCUGGCGCAGUCGUACAGCUCGUGCAGGCCGUCGUGGAAGCCAACGUCAUGGUCGCAGCCGUCUACGUGCUUACCGGACAUUGGAGGUGGGCAUCCGGAGACGCGCUCGCGGAUGGGGAGGGUGAAUGUGUGCGGGGCACAGUUGGACAU